This is a messenger RNA of Limulus polyphemus (Atlantic horseshoe crab), 7022 nucleotides long. RefSeq names its product transmembrane protein 35A-like. NCBI's taxonomy places the organism in Eukaryota, Metazoa, Arthropoda, Merostomata, Xiphosura, Limulidae. Bases 122 to 628 code for a protein of 168 amino acids. The record is from RefSeq and is a predicted model, not a curated record. Gene Ontology annotation, biological process: positive regulation of protein localization to cell surface; chaperone-mediated protein complex assembly. The transcript has 3 exons. Gene Ontology annotation, cellular component: endoplasmic reticulum.
UUUUGGAAAUAACUAUUCAAAAGUGUAUUAUCGUUGUCUUAUAACUUUGUGUUUAGGAAGUUUAUUGUGCAGCUAAACUUUAAGUUUUAAGACAGCGAAUUACUAUCGUAAAUUGUCUCCAAUGAAAUCGAUUGUGUUAACCACGCUAUCUGUGUUUUUGGGGUUAUUUUUUAUAUUUGUUGGGUCGAUGAAAGUAACACCAAGCAUAAAUAGAGAAAUGCACAGAGAAAUUAGAAGAAAUUUUGUGCAGUAUGCAAAAGUGUUUCCAUUUGCUAAAGCUUUGGGGUUCAAGGUGCCAUCAAAAUGGAUGAGGAUUGUAGUUGGUUGGAUAGAAGUAGUUUGUGGAACGACUCUUGUUCUCAUACCUGGAAAUGUAAAGCAGGUAGCCAACGUUAUUUUGCUCGUACUAAUGCUUGGUGCUUUUUACACUCACUCCAUGCUGGCUGAUAAGUUUGAAAAAACAGCUCCUUCUAUAGUUUUUUCUCUGAUGUUGGGCUGUAGACUUGUAGUUUUCUAUCAAGUUCGUCGUAAAGAAAGACAAGUAAUGGAACAAGAAGCUAAGGUGACAACUUACAGUGAACCUCCCACAGUGGGUCAUUUAAAUGCUAAAAGUCUGAAACAAGAAUGAAUUAUGGAAGUUUUGGGAGCACUAUGCAUAGACCAACUUUAGUUUCCCUCAGUGUAACUUAACACUUUGAAAUAGUAAUUGAAAUGUAUGUGUUUUAUGAUGUGGAAUAAUUUCUGUUUCUCAGACAGUUUAAGAUGUUUUAUGUUAGGAGUUGAAAAAAAAAUCUUUUCUUGUUUGUAGUAGCAGAUUAUAUUACAUGUAGCCUCUUUUGAAACUGUUUUUCAAUUGAUCCUACACCAUAGUUGUAUGUUUCCAUCUCUCACUAUUUUCACUUAUACUCCUCACACACAUAAAGUAUGUAAAUGUACAAUAAUUAUGGUAGGUUUGGGAGGAAAAAUUAUCUGUUAAGCUACUAACGAUAGCAGUUGACGAUGAAAAGUGAAUUGAAGGAAACUAUCAGAAUCUCAUCACUCAGUAAUUUAUAGUGUAUGUGCAUUCUUAGUUUUACAAUGCAAACUGUUGUUUGGAGAAAAUGUUGUGAUUACAGAUGCAUAGGUUGUCAUAUCUAAUGCUAGACUGUUUAUUCACUAUCACAUCAUAUAUUAGAAAUAUACAAAAAAAUUUGUGUCUAAGCAGUUUAAUGGUAGUAACAUUCCGGUUCAUAUUUUGUAUAUGUCAAAUAUUGCAGUUGAUUUGUGUUGGCAUGAGCUUAAAUUAUGUUGUAUAAAGCACAAACCUGGGAUAGGACAGGUUGGGAUAAGGUGCUUGUGAAGAAGAGGGGUUUCAUUUUUUAUUUCAUUUUAAUGGUUAGAAACAUCAACAAAUGCAUAAUUUGAACAAUGCUAAACAGAAGAAAAGAUGCUUAAAUAUUUUUGAGCUUAUCAAAAUGUGCUAAAAUGUUAAAUAUAGUGAUUCUGUAGACAAAUUUAUGGGGAAAAUUGCAAAAAUUAAAAAUAAAAUUACUUAAAUGGCUUUUGUAAUUUUUGAAGUAAGAUAUAAGGAACAUAAGGUAAUUGUAUAGAAAUUUCACAAAAGAAAGUUUUAUAUCACAAGAAGUGAUUAAAUUUUGUGAAAGAACUGUACUGUUAAUAAGUUCUUUUUAUCUUCAUUUUCAUAAUAUCUCCAAAUAUAACAGACAGACAUACUAGUGAAGCUUGAACUGCAUAAGUAGAGUACCUUUCAACUGUGUCUCAUUAUAGGAAAACAUGUUUAAAGACUUGCAAAGUUUUCAGUCUUAAUUUUAUGCCAUUUAAUUAUACAAUGCUUUGUUUACUUACAGAAUAUGAUAGCUCAUUGUUGACCAUUACAUGAUAGUUAAUUUUUGAAAUUGAAUAAUCCUUCUUUUCAAUUUUUUUUUUGAGAAGAAAAUAUAGAAAUCCUUUUAACUACUUGGUUGAUUUGACAAUUUCCUUUGCUUAGGCUUAACUACAACGACCUUAAAAGUGUCACUUAAACAAGUUAUUAGAGACAUUCGCUACACAUUUAAUGGUCAAUUUUCAACACAUGGAGGAACCCAUAUGGGUCACCUUUUAGAGUUGUACAUUUCUCUGUUACUGUAAGUGUGAAAGAGUAAUCAGGUAUCCCAGCAAUUUCUAAAAAAUAGCUGCAGAGAAGGUGUACUUAUGAAUUCUAAGCUCUUGACAAGACACUCUUUUAUGAAAAUUAAAAAUGAUAAACAGUUCUAGAUGUUAUGGUUAAUGAACUGAAUGACUAAUUUAUAAGGUUUAUGUACUAAGUGCUUCUAGAUGUUCUGGUCAACUACCUGAAUGAAUAUUUAAUAAAGUUUGUUCACUAAGCACUUCUAGGUGUUUAGGUUAACUUGAAUGACCAGUUUAUAAGGUUUGUGUACUAAGUACUUAUAGAUGUUCUAGUCAACUAUCUGAAUGAAUAAUUUAUAAGGUUUGUUUACUAAAAACACAUCUAGGUGUUCUGGUUAACAUGAAUGACCAGUUUAUAAGGUUUGUGUACUAAGUACUUAUUGUUGUUCUAGUCAACUACGUGUUUACUAAAACAACUUCUAGGUGUUCUAGUUAACAUGAAUGACCAGUUUACAAGGUUUUUUUACUACGCACUUCUAAGUGUUCUGGUUAACAUGAAUGACCAGUUUAUAAGGUUUGUUUACUACACACUUCUAGGUGUUUUGGUUAACUUGAAAGACCACUUUGAAAGAUUUUUGGGGUAAAAACUGUUUAUUCAUCCUGCAUGAUAUGUUGAGACAUGACAGAUCCUUGAUACUGGCUUCUUGCAGUGUGGACAGGACUAGUGAAUGUUAUUGGCCAAAUGUCAAACAACUGAUUGAUGAGUCAUUGCAGACAGUGGUGAGACACACCCAAGUAUUUAACAGCAUGUUUGAUAAGAACUAAAAGUUUUAUGGUUAAGUUUUUUCCUGUAGUAUUGAAGUUAAAAAUGUGAAACAGCUGGAGUGAAUAGAAAUUUUGCUGUGAAGCUUAUGAUGUGCUAUAUUCAUACAAAGUUAAACCUAACUAGACAGUGUCACAUAAAUUUUUGUAGUUUUUCAUUAUUUUCGAAUUGUAUUCUUACAGAAAACCUUGAAUAUAAAAAGAAACUUCAGAUUUCUGAACACACAAGAAAAAUCUAACACAUACAAAUGCAGCUGUAAGCAAAGCAUUCACUUUUUAAAAUUAAAUGUAGCUAUUAUUCUUUAGUUAAGAAUUAAGAAAAUAAUUUUUUCUAUCCAGUAGACUUCCAAAGUUUUCAGUUUCUCAUUCUAGCACAACAUGUGUUUCUAACUAAACACCUUAUUAUUAUUAUUAUAACCCGAUUUUAUUGAGCAUUUGACAACUGUUGAAUGACUAACUUUUGUAAUGAUGCAAAGCAAUGAUUGAAAACCUGUGCUUUUUAAGAUACAUAAGCAGUAAACUUAAUCCCACGCAUCCAUUAUAUAAGCAGCAAAAUAACAAUCACUGAAAUUGUAAGAUAUGUUCGAUACUUAAUCUUUGGAUACAUCAGACUUUGAACAGUAAGUCAGAGUGAACAUCAAAACAAUAGUAUUUAGCAGUUCUUGUUUUACUACUCCAGUUGCCUUUAUAUUUACUUGUAAUUUUUUAAUUGUAUUGGGGGUGGGGGAGAAUGUUAAAAAAAAAGUUGUAUUUUUUCUUUUUAUAAGCAAGACCAAUUCUAUGUACAAUAAUUGUGCAACUUAACAUUGAUGGAUCAGGUUUUCAUGGAUGUCUUUUUUCCAAUGCCACAAGACCUUUUAACUUCUCUAAUUUGAGCCUUUUUUGUUUCACACUUUUCAGACUGUUAUGUGAUAUUUAUAUACAAUUUUUAAAAAAGUGCAGAAAUUAUUCCUAAAAGCAUUUUUUGAAAGUUGAAUGACUUUAUUGAAGAGGUUGUGUAAAGUUUUUUUUUUGAUCAUGAGAUUAAGCAUAUGGAUCAAUUUGAUCUCAAUAUUAACUUUUUUUUUAUCAAAAUAAAUCAUAUCAUGAAAUCUUAUUAGUCUUAUUCAUGUAUUUAACAUAGAUUUAUUUGCUAAAUACUCAGUAUUAUAUAGAUAUACACAUGUAUUUAUCUGCAUAUACAUUUUAGUUGUAUAUGAUUUUUUAUUAUACAUUUUACAUCUUAUUUUGUAUAGUUAAUCAUUGUAGAAUAUCUAAAUUUUAAAAUGACAAUGAUUUAUAUAUUAUUAGAACUUGAAACAUGAACAUUUUGAAAUAUUGAUUUCAAGAAUUGAGGUUUUUUUACUCCUCUCAGUUUGAAAUAAAUGCCUCUAAAGAUUUUGAUAAAGCUUGAUCUGUUACUUUUAUAAUAUAUUCACUCUCUGAAUACACAUGUACAAAAUAUAUCAUAUUAUUGUCUUAAAUCAUCUCUAGGUUACUGAAUCAGUAGAAAGGUUUAGAUUAUUAAAAACCAUGUGACUUUGGCCGGUGUUCCUGAUUAAAAUUGUAGUGACAACCAAGAUUGGUGCUAAAACAGAUAAAUAAAUUUAAAGCUUGAGCAUUUUAAAACAGUCUCUUAAUCUGGAGCUAAUGUAGAAAAGACCGCUCUUUGAAAUAACUCGAAGUUUUGACCAGUUAUUUUUUUGGUAAUGAAACACAACUCUUCACAUUUCAUCUUUGAAGUUAGUUUGUUCUAAGACUAGUGUGUGGUGUCUUUACAGAGACAUUGAGAAAACAUUUGUACAACAUAUGUAGAAUUUUACCACACUGACAAACAGUUAUGUCUAACUUUAUUAUUAUAACCCAUGUAUUGUGCACAUGUUUUAAGAUUAUCAGUUUGCAGUGUGCUAUUUGAAGAUAUUGUAAUCGGUGAUUGUGGAAAUUUAUCUGAUUCCCAGGCUCAUUUUCAUUUGUCUUAAAGUUAGUUUUUGUUUGACAGAUUAAAAGCUAUUUUUUAGACUUAUAAGUUGCUUAGUGAGAAUUUCUUAAAAUGGAAUUUAUAAGGCAAUAAUCAUCAUUAUCUGUAGAAAAUGUAUUAAUCUUAAAAACUAAACUUAAUUGUCAAAUCUAAAACCACACUCUUAGCUGUCAUGAUAAACUCAUUGUAUGUUGGAGAUGAUUUUCUAGAAAUACUGUUUGUGAUAGAUUUCAUGUGUAUUCUAUCUUUGCUGUUAUCCAAAGAGUGAAGUAUUGUUUUUUUUUUUUACUAUUAGAAACGUGUUGUUGUUUCUUUAACCAUAAAUAUAGUUGUCAGUGAAUCAGUUCAUUUUUUAAAAUGCUGUUCCCUAACCACACUUUUUUCUUGUUUAUGUUUAGAUAUAUUGUUCCCCUUCAUAUUCGUUUAAGUUUUAGCUAUUCAAAGAAAGAUGUUUUAAGUUAAAAGUGUAGUUGUUUUAUCAAAGAAAGAAAAUAUUUUUUUUUUUUCUCUAGAUGUUCCACUAUUAUGGCCUACAAUUCACUAUUACGUAUAUAUAUAUUAGAUGGCAGUUAAAAAGAAAGUUUCUAAUAUUUGUUCUCUAGUAAAAAGCUCAUCUAUAGGAAGGGUGAACCAUUUGAGAAGUAGUAGUUUUCUGAUGGAAUCCACAGAUUUUUUUUUACUGUUUAGCCUAGAGUUAAGUAGCGUGCAUACACAUGGGAAUUCGGACUGACCAUCCAUACCAAUGAGAGGUUAAACAAACACUUAGAAUUCAGCUUAGUAAUAUCAGUCAAAACUGUGAUAUUUUUAGAUUACAAGUAAUUAGCUACAAAGUUUGGUUUGUUAUUUAUGUUAACGAAAUAAGGGUUAGAAGAGAAUGAAAAAAUAAAACGUUCAAUGACACAAUUAAAAAAAUGGUGGCAAAUCAGAAAUAAAUAAAUACCUACUUAUUUGACUCGUGAGAUUCAGACUGAUAAUCGUAGGCACGUACGAAACUUUUUGUACAUGAGGGGAUGAAACCAGUCUGAAAACUCAGGUUUCAAAUACGUAAAUAUGUCUAUUUCUUUAAAAACAUUUUUAAGUCCACUUUAUAUCUGUGUGAUUUGAUGAAACUAUAUUAUUCUGUAUCAGUAUACCAGUACAAAUCUAAGAGGUGUUUUUAAUUACAUUUAUUAAUUAUUAUUCAAACUGCCAGUGUUUCGUUGUUGAUGGUAUAAACAGAUAGGAUAAUUCUCAAUCUGUGUUUGUAUUCCGUUAUUUUGUUAAUGUUAAGAUGGCCUGGUGAUUAGGGCAUUUGAAUCUCAUCAUCAAACGUACUCGCCUUAUCAGCUGUUGGCGGUGAGUGGUGUUGACUAGCUCCCUUCUCUCUAAUCUAUCACUGCUAAAUUAUGGUUCCCCCCGUGGGACAACGGUAAGUCUACAGGCUUAUAACCCUAAAAUCCAGGGUUCGAUUCUCUGCGGUGGACACAGCAAAUAGGUCGUUCUGUCUUUGCUCUGAGACUAACAAGCUAAAUUAGGAACGGUUCGCGCAGGUAACCCCCGAGUAGCUUUGCGCGAAAUUCAUAAAACAAACAAAUUAAGAUGCCACGUUUUAGUUUCGUAAUUUGAAGUCAAGAUGUUUUAGUCAUGAUUUAGUUUCGUACUUAAUUGGUGUUGGCUGGAAAGUUGGCGUCCGUGUGUUCUUUAAAUAUAACUUGACUUCUACCGAACUAUUGUAUAUUGGGAAGGCUGCAAGUCAACACCAUCCACCGCUAACUUUUUGACUACUUUUUACCAAUGAAUAGUGGCAUUGACCGUCACAGCUGAAAGGUCGAACAUGUACGGUGACAAGAUUGGAACCCGAGACCAGCAGAUUGCCAGCCGAGUUCCCUAACCACCAGGUCUUUGUAAACUUAGUAAUUCAUAUUAAUAUUAGUAAUGAACCAAUUAAUACUUUGAAAAACUGUUUACUGAAGUGUCAGUAUAAACAUGAGUUAUAUAAGCUUUUAGACGCGCUUUAGCAAAUAUAGUUAUAUUGAGUAGUGUGUGUUGCAUGUAAUCAAAGUGUGUAUAUAUAUACAUAUAUAUAUAUAUAUACUGUGACAGUGGUAACUAUGUAUUUCAUACUUUGUUCUCAAUAAAGUUCGUUUUACGUAAAGAA